This is a messenger RNA of Apis laboriosa (Himalayan honeybee), 1543 nucleotides long. RefSeq names its product dual oxidase maturation factor 1 (gene mol). The record is from RefSeq and is a predicted model, not a curated record. Gene Ontology annotation, biological process: protein transport. The transcript is spliced from 8 exons. Bases 232 to 1395 code for a protein of 387 amino acids. Gene Ontology annotation, cellular component: endoplasmic reticulum membrane. NCBI's taxonomy places the organism in Eukaryota, Metazoa, Arthropoda, Insecta, Hymenoptera, Apidae.
GACCCGUUAACCUACUGUGGGCCUUAGUGUUCGCGCUGCCUUCGUGCCUUCCAUGUUGAUGGCUCAGAUUCUCGUUUUCUAUGUACCUUGGUUUCACAAUUAAUCGUCCUUGGAUAUUGGUAGCCAGAGGCGACCUAAGGGAAAGCCACUGAUGCCAAGUGGUUUGCAAAGAGAACCGGAACUAGCCGGUUCCCUCAGGAUCGAAGAGAAGUCGAAGAUUGAAUCGAGAAGAUGAAGGGAUGGUUCGACGCGUUUCGAAUCGAUGGUGGACCCACGUUGUACAGUUAUAGUAAUCGCACACCCGUCACGGGAGAUGUUCCUCUGGUGAUCGUGUUCGUCGUCUUCGGCACCAUUUUCACCGCAUUCUUAGUCAUAUUUCCUGGGAUACGAAAAGAGCGUUUUAGCACGUUCCUCACGGUAACCUUGAGCCUUUUUGUUGGAGCAUCGAUUCAAGUUGCUCAGUAUGGAUCCUCCUGGCACACGAGCUCCGCAACUAUCGUCAGCACGUACAGUGCAUUUUCAAGGCAGAAAACUGCAGCUGAAAUUGGCGGAUAUAUCGGUUUGAUGCACAUAAACAUCACGUACAAAUUGUUACCAAGUAGCGAAAAUCCAAUGGACGAUGUAGAAUACAAUGAAAGAUUCUGGUGGAGAAGCACAGGAGAGAUGACAAACGCUUUCAAACAAGCUCUGAACCAGGGAGCACCUUUUCCUAUCGUUUCUCUAGCCGAAUAUUUUAGUCUUCACCAAGAAGGUUUCUCCUGGGGAAGCAAGUAUCGGCAGGCUGGCUACUACGCAUCGCUCAUGCUCUGGACGUCCUUUGCAUCUUGGGCCAUGAUGAAUCUGUUAUUAAUAGUAGUGCCACGAUACGGAGCUUAUGGAAUGAUCUUCACAGGGAUCUGUAUGUUAAUCACGAAUUUAGUUUACUGGGCACUUUUACCUUGCGAGCCUCUUAUAGCACAUGUAGACGGUUCCAUUCUUGCUUUUAAUUUAGGAUGGAAUUAUUGGCUUGUUUUACUAGCUGGUAUCGGAUGUUUAUUCGCUGGAGUGGUGAUAACAGCAAUAGACAUGAUUUUUCCUCAUCAAUUUUCCACCAUAUUAGAAGUUGAUUAUGAUACACCGUAUGAUAGACAUGUUAUUAUAGAAGAAAGUUUCGACACGAGGAAUAUCAGACGCAGACUACCUAAAAUAGAGGAUUCAUUUGGUGAUCGUAUAAUAAGUCAAUUAUCGUCAAAGUUGCAAAAUAGACAUGAUAUCAAGGAGGAAACACAAGGUGUGAUAAAUCGAGGAUAUACAUCGCAUGAAUCUUCAGAAUUUCAUCAUGAAUCUAAUGAUUCAUCAAAAAAUAAUUGGUCUUAUCCAUUUCCAUCAUCUUCUCGUAGAACUAUCAAUGGUUAAUCUUUUUGUAAUUAUCAUUUAUAUUUAUCCUUUUAUUGUUAGUAAAUUCUUCAACAUUUCAAAAGUUUUUAGUUCAUUUAAAAUUAUAAAUUUAACUCUAAAAUUCCUAUGGAGAAAGGAAAGGAAUAAACAAUGAUUUAUAAUAAAA